UCUCUCAGACCUCAACCCCAAACCGUGAGAACCCCCAUCCUCUCGAGCAUCCUCCAUCUGUGGCUCUUCCAAGCUCCGCCGGAGACGACCGUGAGAACCAUCAGAGACGGAGACGACCGUGAGAACCCCCAUCCUCUCGAGCAUCCUCCAUCUGUGGCUCUUCCAAGCUCCGCCGGAGACGACCAUGAGAACCAUCAGAGACGGAGACGACCGUGAGAACCCCCAUCCUCUCGAGCAUCCUCCAUCUGUGGCUCUUCCAAGCUCCGCCGGAGACAACCGUGAGAACCAUCAGAGACGGAGACGGUUCCUCUGAGCUCCAUGGGUAUCUCUCUAUUUCAAUGUUUCAAAACCUGUAUUUGACUUGUUUGGGUUCUUCUGGUACAUGCACCAAACAACACAUUAACUGCAAGACAGUGUACUCAUUAUGAAUUCCGGGCAAAAGGAUUUUCUAUAAUAAAAGACUUUGGAUUUUGAUUGAUUUAUUGAGAUAUGUCUUCUGCGGUUAUGCAACAUCACGGAGGGGAUGGUGGGGCAAAUCCUCCUCCAGAUCCAACGCAGAUACAGGCUGAUUGUGAGAGAGGUAACACAUGCAAUUAUUUUUUUUGGAUGAAUAUAUUGAAUUAAUUUAUUUAUGUGUAUAUAAUAAUUAUAUGUAUUUGAGAAAUAAUAGUGACGACUAAAAUGAAAAGGCGCGGCAUCAACAAGGGGUUUUCAACUCGAGAAGCUAGAGUUGCAUUAGGUAGACCACUACCACUGGAGUGGGAUGUUCGAGGGAAGACUUACAAAGAAAUUGGUAAUUAUUCCCAACAUUUCUCUAGAGAGAUCGGCAUUCUCAUUCGACAAUAUGCCGAUCCCGACUACGACCGAUGGGAUAAAGUACCCAGCGAAGUUAGAGAUCGCAUACUUCCUCGUCUAGAGGAUGAUUUAUUCGACAUUGGUCGAAGUCGAUAUGCCUCAGAGAACCUCCCCGGCAUUCUUUUGGGCAUUCAACGGUCAUGCGCUGAUCGUUACUCGGAGUGGAAGAAUGACUUGUCCACUCAUUUAAAAAAGAAUGGUCGAGCACAUCCUCCUGAUGGUUUGGUGGUGGAGAAAUGGCAGAAGGCGCUCCAGUAUUUUGAUCGCCCUGAAGUGAAGGCAUUCACAAAAAUAUUAUUUUUUAAUUUAUUUUUGUUAAUUUAACAUAUGGUUAACACAAGUUCUUUGCAGAGGCAUUCUGAGACUAACUCUGUGAACCGUGCAAAACAAAAACAGAGAAGCGUGCAGGGUUCACAGUCUACGCCAGCCCUUCGUUACAAGAAGCGUGAUUUACAAACUGGGUGUCUUGCUGGGGUUCCAGAGAUUUGGAUGGCGACUAAGUAUAUAGACGGGGAAGGUUGGGUGAGCAAGGCAGCAAAAGAUAACUAUGAAAAGAUGAUAGAGAUACGUGACACUCUGCAGUCACAAUCAUCUACGAGCGCCUCUGCCUCGAGUACUAUCCCGAGAGAAGAUGAUGACAUUAUUCUUGUUGAGACGAUCUUUGGACGUCGUCGAGGCUAUCAGCCGGGUCUUGGUCGUAGGAUUCGCACGAGGGCGAAUUGUGAAGCGGCUGAGGUACCUCAACCAACCCAACCACCUCCUACCGCACAAGACAUGCAAGAGGUGAGGGAGCGACUCCGAGCCAUAGAGGAGCACUUGGCUAGGAUUGGUGGAGUCUCGGGAUCUGGAUCUUCUCAGCAAGGUCCUGGUGCCGAUCCUACAACACCUAGUUAAAAAUAUUUAUAUUUAUGUAUUUUAA
Molecule: messenger RNA, 1774 nt
Organism: Humulus lupulus (European hop)
Lineage: Eukaryota; Viridiplantae; Streptophyta; Magnoliopsida; Rosales; Cannabaceae
Exons: 8
Coding region: 1183-1749 (188 amino acids)
Source: RefSeq, a predicted model, not a curated record